GUCCAGCGACAGUUGUUCGUGGACCUCGAAGGACGAAAGAGGUCGAAGAGGGCAUUUCCGCCUCCGCCUCCUCCUCCUUCUUUAUUAAAAUUCUCUCUCUCUCUCUCUCUGUCUGUCUGUCUUUCUAUCUUUUUUUUUUCACUCUUUUUCUUUCUCUCCAACUUUUUCUCUUGUCACGUUCCACGUUCGCUUAGAGUCAGUCGUGCGCUCGCGAGAUCACGAAAAAUUUCAACUGUGUGCCGUUCCAAUAUUGAAGGUCGAAGGAUGCGACGUUACCUCCUCCUAGGGAUUUUUCUGCACUGCUGUCUUCGAGAGUACGUGGCUGGCGCGUGUCCUCGGAUUUGUCCCCCGAGUGGUGAACCGGUAUGUGGAAACGACGGUGUCAUCUACGCAUCGCAAUGCGAAAUGAGGAAGAAGAUGUGUGGAAAAGGUGUCACAUUGGCGACAGAAAAAAUCGCGUGUCUAAGAUCGUCAGGUAGCAAAUGCGAGCACCGCUGUCCAAAUGAUCAGGACCCUGUUUGCGGAACGGAUGGAAGAACAUAUCUCAAUAAAUGCAUGUUGAGGGUGGAAAUUUGCCGGGUGGGAAUUGAACUCUCUCAUCUUGGACCGUGCAACAACAUCUCGGCGCACAGAGAAAAUUGUCCAGUUUCCUGUGAUUUUGCCCCCGUCGAUGGACCGGUUUGCGGAAGCGAUGGAAAUGUCUACAAAUCCACCUGCCAAAUGAAGCUACUCACCUGCGGACAGGGCGUGGUACGAACGAAUAAGAAACAUUGUCAGACAACGAGGCAUUGCCGAGAAUCAUGCUGGCGAGGCGCCAAACAAGCCUGUGGAAGUGAUGGGAUGCUUUACUCAAACACUUGCAAAAUGAGGGCAAAGAACUGCGGGAAACAUGUAUUCGAAGUACCAAUGUCCUUCUGCAUGACACGGGAGAGAAAUUCAGGAAGUGCCGCAACAGUCUGUCCACUCGACUGCAAAAAUGAACCAGAAGUGUCUGUUUGCGGAUCAGACGGACUUAUCUAUCGAAACGAAUGCGAAAUGCAGAUGCUUAAUUGCGGGCAAGCGAGGAGAAAAGUGAGCGUGGUUGAUUUCGACAAGUGCAAAACCCGUGUUACAAAGUGCAUGAAGCAACAAUCUCGAUGUUUAAAUGAAGUAGAUCCGGUUUGCGGAAGCGACGCAAACACCUACUCAAAUCAGUGUCUUCUCAACGUUGCAUCUUGUCUAAAAGGAAUUCAAUUGGCACAUCUUGGACAGUGUACGACCUUGAAAGAAGCAGAACAGUGCCCUGAAGAUUGCAAUAAUGUGCCAGAAGAACCAGUUUGUGGAAGCGACGGAAAUGUUUAUCGUUCCUUAUGUCACCUACAGCGUGAUACUUGUGGUCAAAGAGUGGUUCAAGUUCCUGCUCAGCAUUGCCGCACCACUGCUCUUUGUAACCAAAUCUGCAACGGGGAACGACAGUUUGCUUGCGGUUCUGACAAUAAACUGUACCGCAAUGAAUGCGAGAUGAAGAGGGACAAUUGCGGAAAACACGUCUACGUGGUGCCUAUACAGCGAUGUGUGCAAGGAUUCAUGUUCAGAGGAUGUCAAAAGAUUUGUCCUCAAUUUUAUGAUCCUGUUUGUGGAACCGAUGGCAAAACCUACACCAAUGAAUGUCUCCUCGAAAUUGAAACUUGUCGCACUCGACAUCAUGUGACGAAGAAAUAUCUCGGCGUUUGCGGUCAGCCAAUCGAGGAGCCAAAAAAUUAUUUGUAUUAGAUACGCUUGGCUGAUUAUUAAUCAUCUAAGUUUUGACCCACUGAAGCAACUUGAUUGAACAAGAUCGAUCAUCAAACAUUAUCUCAAAAACGACAAGUCACUUCGUCUCGAAUUUUUUUCUCACACAACGUCGUUCUUCAAUCGAGAUCUUUUAUUUAUUUAUUUUUUUUUUUUUAUUCGUGGAAUUCGAAGAAAUUUCUCGAAGCGAAUAUCAAAAUCGAAAAAAUUUAGUUUGUUUCUUAAUUCUAUAUAUAAAAAAAAACCUCGAUAGUAUUCUAGGAGAAUUUUCUUUUUUCUAAAUUCUUUAUAUGAUGUAAAUUUUGUACAAAUAAUUCAAAAUUUUUGCAAGGUUACAUUUGCUGGUAGUAGGUAAAAAGACUGUUUUUCCCGGUAGGUAUUUUUUCUUAAUUUUCUUUCAGUUGAGACAAAAAUUGGGAAAAGGAGAAUUCCUGCCCUUUUUGCGAAUUGAAAUGUUUCCUAAAGGAAUUGAAAUAUUGUCUAUUUUCUAGACGUUAAUUGGGAAUUUCAAUCAAAGAAUCGAUUAUAAUUUUUUUUCUCUCGAUUUUUAAAAAAAAGUUUUCAAUUUCUUGAAAUUGGGAUUUAAAAUUUAAUUUUUUGUUGAAAAAAAAUUAUAAUCGGUUCUUUCAUCGAGACCUUCAAUUGAAAUGAAAAUAAUUUUGGAUUUUAUUUACGAAAUCUGAUAACAUACUUUAGGAUUCAGAUAACUUAUAAUUUUCUUAAUAUAUUGUGUUUUAAUUUUAUGAUCGUACCUCCAAUUGACCAUUAGACAAUCACGAUGUGCCAAAAAGCGGUUCAAUUAAAAUUCGAAUUAGAAGGGAAGAAAAAGGGAGAAACAAAAAGUUAUAAUUGAUAACAAUUUUUGAUUAAACGAAUUUAAUAAUAUCAAUGACUUUAAAUAAAUGUAUCGUUUUCUUUUAUGCACA
Molecule: messenger RNA, 2696 nt
Organism: Leptopilina heterotoma
Lineage: Eukaryota; Metazoa; Arthropoda; Insecta; Hymenoptera; Figitidae
Product: agrin-like
Exons: 9
Coding region: 265-1752 (495 amino acids)
Biological process (GO): multicellular organism development; cell differentiation
Molecular function (GO): protein binding
Source: RefSeq, a predicted model, not a curated record